Messenger RNA from Acinonyx jubatus (cheetah), 2782 nucleotides. It is a transcript of the gene SLC4A1AP, whose product is annotated as solute carrier family 4 member 1 adaptor protein. The transcript is spliced from 15 exons. Gene Ontology annotation, molecular function: protein binding; mRNA binding. The record is from RefSeq and is a predicted model, not a curated record. Bases 226 to 2490 code for a protein of 754 amino acids. Lineage: Eukaryota; Metazoa; Chordata; Mammalia; Carnivora; Felidae.
GCCGCCUUUUACUGUUUUGUUUUUUGUUUUUUGUUUUUGUUUUUCUUAUUAUGACCUGCCCUUGAUAUUCAUCUCUUCGUAACGUGGCAGGUGGUGAAGGAACAAAUCCGCCAUCGGGGUUCAGAGAAGCCACCGGGAGCUGGGAGAGCGAGGCGUGGAGAGGAACCUAGAGACCGAAGGGGGAGGUUUCCCAGGAACAGAUUCCGAGACCGCACCCGAUUGGGGAUGGCCGAUAGCUCCUCUAAGUUCGAGCCUCAGGCUUUGCAAGAGCUCAAUGACGAUUUCAAGAAACCAACCCUGCCGGUGCCCCCGGCUGUGCGGGGCAGGGCCCCCACCACCAGUCCUUCAGACCCUGAGGAGGUGAAGAAGGAAGGGCCCACGGCGCUGCUAGACCCCGAUUCCGUGGAGCCUGACGUCCCGCCAGUGCGGCCGGACAGCGGGGACACCAGGAGUCCACCGGAGGAGCAGCCGCGGCCGCCCACAGCGGCUCCAUCCCCUGGCGGUCCGGCCCGGGCUCCCCCAUACCGAGAGCCGCCGUGGGGCGGCCCCGCCACGGCCCCCUACAGCCUAGAGACACUGAAGAGCGGCACCAUCCUUGGCACCUGGAGCUUGAAAGGGACAAGCUACUGCCUUUUCGGGAGGCUGUCUAGCUGCGACGUGUGCCUGGAGCACCCUUCGGUGUCUCGGUACCACGCCGUGCUGCAGCACAGGGUGUCCGGCCUCGAAGGAGAAUGCGACGGCCACGGGCCUGGCUUCUACCUUUACGAUCUGGGAAGCACCCAUGGCACUUUUCUUAACAAAACCCGCAUCCCACCCCGCACCUAUUGUCGCGUCCACGUCGGGCAUGUUCUUCGCUUUGGAGGCAGCACCCGGCUGUUUCUUCUUCAGGGACCAGAGGAAGACCGAGAAGCAGAAUCCGAGUUGACAGUAACGCAAUUGAAAGAAUUGCGCAAGCAGCAACAAAUGAUGUUGGAGAAGAAGAUGCUAGGAGAAGACUCGGAUGAGGAAGAAGAAAUGGAUACCAAUGAAAGGAAGAGAAAUACUAGUAGUCAAGAUGAUGAAAUGGGCUGCACCUGGGGAAUGGGAGAAGAUGCUGUAGAGGACGAGGCUGAAGAGAACCCCAUUGUCUUAGAGUUUCAGCAGGAAAGGGAGGCCUUCUAUAUAAAGGAUCCAAAAAAGGCUCUCCAAGGUUUUUUUGACCGAGAAGGAGAAGAAUUAGAAUAUGAAUUUGAUGAACAGGGGCACAGCACUUGGCUCUGUAGGGUGAGAUUACCUGUGGAUGAUUCAACUGGAAAACAACUGGUAGCUGAGGCCAUUCAUUCGGGAAAGAAAAAAGAAGCAAUGAUCCAGUGUUCACUGGAGGCUUGUCGAAUCCUUGAUACUUUGGGGUUGCUGCGGCAGGAGGCAGGGAUUAACCUCUGGAUUUUUUUCUGGGGACGAGGAGUAUCUCGGAAAAGGAAAGCCAAGAACUGGGAGGAUGAAGACUUUUAUGAUAGUGAUGAUGACACAUUUCUUGAUCGGACCGGCCUGGUUGAAAAGAAGCGUCUGAACCGUAUGAAGAAGGCUGGGAAGAUUGAUGAGAAGCCAGAGACGUUUGAAUCAUUGGUUGCAAAGUUAAAUGAUGCUGAAAGGGAACUCUCUGAAAUUUCUGAGAAACUGAAAGCGUCAAGCAAAGCUUUAUCAGAGUCACCAUCUCAGGACUCCUUAGAUGCGUUCAUGUCAGAAAUGAAAUCAGGGAGUGCAUUGGAUGGUGUGUCCCGGAAGAAACUUCACCUGAGAACUUUUGAACUGAGGAAAGAACUACAGAGACUUAAAGGGUUGAUAAAAAUUGUAAAACCAGCAGAGAUUCCAGAACUAAAAAAGACUGAAAGUCAGACUACAGAUGUGGAAAACAAAGCUAAAAAGCUUACGUUGCCUCUCUUUGGUGCCAUGAAAGGAGGAAGCAAAUUCAAAUUAAAAACGGGAACAGUAGGGAAGUUACCUCCCAAACGUCCAGAACUCCCUCCAGCUCUAAUGAGAAUGAAGGAUGAGCCUGAAGUAGAAGAGGAGGAGGAAGAAGAAGAAGAAGAUGUGGAGAAGGAAAAGGAGGAGGAUGAAAAGAAAAAAAUGGAGGCUGAGAGCAGUAGGUUACAGGCAGAGAUAGAGCCAGAAGAAGCAGUACAGGAAGCGAGGCCUCCCACUGAUCUCACAUGUUCUAAAGAAACAAAAAACCAUGAGAACAUAUCUCAACUCAGCCAAGUGCAACAGAAUAAAGAUUAUCAAGAGAUUAGUGAAACAGCUGCAUCAUGUGAGGAACCCUCAGCAUCAAAGAAUGAAUAUGAGAAAAACAGAAAUGAAUUGAAGAAAAAGAAAGCUCCCGGUCCAGGCAAACUUCCAGCAACACUUUCCUCCAGAUAUCCAGAAGAUGACCCAGACUACUGUGUGUGGGUCCCACCUGAAGGCCAAAGUGGAGAUGGCAGGACCCAUCUUAAUGACAAGUAUGGCUAUUGACUGCUUCAGAAUCCUAAAGGAAGACUUGUGGACCAUGUGACAUGGGAUAUUUAGGAUAAUAUGUCAAGUUGAAUGUCCAGAGAAGGAGUUCAGGUGAUCUUUUGUAAAAUCUGGUGACUGGCCUUUUCUCCCAUUCUGUGGCUCCAUAAAUUUAUCUACUCCUCUGCUUCUUUUGAAUUUGGCAUUUAUGUUUAAAAGUGUUUGUGUAUGUAUGUAAAGAGAAACCAUAUAUUUUGAGAAUUGGUAAAGUGAGAGACAUGACUCUAUUAAAAGAGAAGGUGAAGAUGUCUCA